Hemibagrus wyckioides is the source of this 2946-nucleotide messenger RNA. It is a transcript of the gene miga1, whose product is annotated as mitoguardin 1. The record is from RefSeq and is a predicted model, not a curated record. The coding region runs from base 188 to 1951 and encodes 587 amino acids. The transcript has 16 exons. Lineage: Eukaryota; Metazoa; Chordata; Actinopteri; Siluriformes; Bagridae. Gene Ontology annotation, biological process: mitochondrial fusion.
UAAAUAUCUAGGGCACUCUGUGGCACUAGUUGAAAUGAAUAGCCUAUGUAGUGCACUUGUGUAGGGUUCAGAGAGUUAUUUGGACUUUUGCCAUCUCCAGCUGUCUUUCCCGUGUGGACAGAUGGUUGAAAGACGACUGAAGCACUAAAUGCUGAACCGGAGCUGAUGAUGGUGUGAAUAUGGCACCAUGGCAGAGGACUUGCUCAGAGACUCCUCGCUGUCCCUAAAGGCGGCCGUCCUCCGUGCGGCGGACCUUCCUCUGUCCGUCCUUUCCUCCCUUCCACAGGUGAGUCUGAGCUCUGGCACUAAAAAGCUGGUGGCCGUUGCUGCCUUCGGCGCCGUCUCCGUCCUCUUCCUCGCCCGUCGCUUCAGGCGGCGGAAAGGGAAGAAGAAAGUGGUGCAGGAGCAGAAGAGGUCUGACUUCCUCUCCACGCUUCCACCACUGAAAGAUGCUGCCUGCCCUGCUGCCUGCCCUCGUCCGAACCUCAGUCUGUCUCUGAACUCGAAGAGCGGCUUUUCCUGUCACGCCAUGUCUAACGGGGGCUUACACAGCAGACUGUCCAGCUCCCUGCAGAGUCUGGCCUCGGUGAAGAGCGUGAACUCUUGCAGCGAGGGCACCAGUGGAUCGGCCUGCUGGGACAGAACGGACGACGGCGAUCUACGUAACAUCGUCACCACUCCCGAAAACCUCUAUCUCAUGGGUAUGGAGCUGUUCGAGGAGGCGCUGCGACGCUGGGAAGAAGCGCUAAAUUUCCGUAGCCGCCUAGCUGACGACGAGGCCGAGUGCACUUCUGUAAAACUCGGAGCCGGAGACGCCAUUGCCGAGGAGACCGUAGAGGACAUCAUCAGCGGCGAGUUCAUCCGUAAACUGGAGUCUCUUCUGCAGAGAGCCUAUCGGCUCCAGGAGGAGUUUGAAGGAGCGCUAGGAUUCCAGGACCCGUCUUCACACCAUAGCGAGAAGCACAACGAAGGCUCAGCGAGGGAGGAUCUGGACGACUCGUGUUGGAGAGACACCGUGAGCAUCGGCUCCACCGACUCCUUCGUGUCCGCGGCAGAGAUCUCUGAGCAUAAGGCUGCCAUGGGUCUCGGCUCUCUGUGCCGUUACCCAUUCUACGAGGAGGCUCUGCAGAUGGCUGAGGACGGGAAAAUAUCCUGUAGAGUUCUCCGAACCGAGAUGCUAGAAUGCCUCGGAGACACCGAUUUCCUCGCCAAGCUACACUGCAUCCGCCAGGCUUGUCAGGUCAUUCUCCAAGAGAUAUCGACUCGGAUGUUUCUGGCUGACACAGGGAAAAAAAUCUUGUCCUCGAUAAUCGCGAAAGCCAGAAAGAAUCCCAAGAGAUUUGAGGAAGUUUAUGAGGAGAUGAUCGGCUUCCUGGAGCAGAGGGAGCACUGGGAGAAAACCGAGGCUGAGCUCUCUGCCCGAGGGGUGAGGCAUUUAAACUUCUACGACAUCGUCCUUGACUUUAUCCUAAUGGAUUCUUUUGAGGAUCUGGAGAAUCCGCCCAUGUCCAUCACGAACGUUGUCAACAACCGCUGGCUUAACGACGCCUUCAAAGAAACCGCGGUGGCUUCAAGCUGUUGGUCUGUUCUAAAGCAGAAGCGACAACACGUGAAGGAUCAGGAUGGCUUUAUUGCUCACUUCUACGCGGUGUGUGAGCACAUUAGUCCCGAGUUAGCUUGGGGUUUCCUGGGGCCUAAAAGCCCCUUGCAUGACUUUUGCUGCUUCUUCAAGGAGCAGGUGCUACUCUUCUUGAAGGACAUCUUCGAUCUGGAGAAGGUGCGUUACUCCAGCGUGGACACACUGGCUGAAGACGUACUGCACCUGCUGCACUACCGAGCCGAGUUGCUUCUAAGCUGCACGCUCUCCGAAUACACCCCCCAAGCUAACGGCUGCUUCGGCACCGUGACCCGAGUGGUGUCCGGUGCACCGUCCGAGACCCAGGUUCAGUGAGCGGAUGUCCGGCGAUUUUUGUAAUUUCAUCCCAUCUUUGAAGAGGAACAACGUUUUCACAAUCAGUGCUUUUGUUUUUUUGUUUUUGUUUUGACUUAAUGAUAAAGGUCAAAGUGUAGCAUGUAAACGUAGUGAAAUUAUUAUAACGUGCUGCUCUGUAAAGUUUGAUCACACUUGUUAUGUACGUUAAUUAUUUAUUUCAUAUCUGUUUUUUAUUCUUGAAACCAGUGCCAUGGAAAAUGGUCUGAUUGAAUGUGUGCGAGAAAUGUCCCUACCUCUGGCUAGAAAUGUCCAAAAUCCCCCACUUCUCGCUUUAGAGCUAAAUAAACCAUUUGCCCCCCCCCCCCCCUUUACCAAAAUACUGCAUACUGUAUAGUAGUGGAGAACGAAUUCUUUUAAACAUCACACAUUAUGUUAUGAUGAUACGCCUUAUUUGUUGGCGCCUGUAUCGUGUUCUCAAGUUCGAAGUAAAUGUUGCUUUUUUAUUGAAAAUUUUAACAAAUUCUUAAAGACAGUUGUUUCUUGAUCCAGACUCGGCCGUGUUAUUGUCAAAAAAAGGGUGGAGCUUAAGUUAAAUGAUCUACUUACAAACUUGAUCAUAUGAUAUAACUCCUAGCUGCUAUUUUAUUUAUUAUUUUCAGAACACUGCUAACCCAAAAAUAAUGGUUUUAUACUCAGCCUUAACAGUUAACGUCAUCUGUCACUAUCACUAGAUAGCCAGUAAGUUAGCACUAGCUAACUAUACUCAUAUUUAUGAUUAAAUGUGAAGCUUUAACCUAAGCUCUACCCUUUGUUAAAGCCAGGAUAUAAGCUAAACUGCCUGUUAAGCGAAAUAUGUAUUCGAAAAGAACUUGGAUGUAUUUUGUCUAAUUAUCAAACUAUUUUUUUGUAAAACUGUCCGAAGGUUGUGCUGCUACAUUGUCAGAUUUAUAAACUAAUAAAAGGCCAAUGGAAAAGCCUUUCUCAGCCGUGAGAACGAUUACUAUGAGAGAAUU